AUGUUGAUUAGAGGCGAAGGGUGCUGGAUACUCUCUUUCGACUGGAUAGAAACCUGUGCACACGUGAAGCAGCGUGUCGAGGAAGAGGGCUUCGAGGUGGCUGGAUGCAGCACGGCGCCAGCCUCUUAUGCGCCCCGAAGGGCACGUUUAUCACGAGAGGCUGGAUCCUUAGGCCUCUUCAAUGGACUAAACAUGUGCUUCCCAGGUAACUUCGUAUUUCCAAUGCCUUCCAAAGACGAGCUUAUUUCUUUGGCUCGUGCGGGCGGCGCAUCUGUGUUUAAUCGAGAUAUUUCCAACCCUACUAGCCUGGCGCGCUUGGCAAAGGAAUGUCUUACGACGGAAUUGAGUGCGCCAGCUGACGGGCCACUUUACGGAGCCAAUCUUCUUAUCAUUUAUGACCCUAAAUCAAAGCAGCAGACAUCAAAAAGCAAUGCCAUCUCAGGAGCCCCCCCCCGGUGUGAUGUGGACAUACAUGAAGGGCGGCUCACGUCAGAAGUGGAAGAGUUGGCGAUUGGCGCGCGAAAGAUUCUAGCAGAUCAAGGCAGCGAAUCCUCUGUUACAAAUAGUUGCUCAGAUGCAAGCCGAAUUGUUUUGCUACCUGCUUCAUGGCUGAUAGACUGCAUCGCUCACUACCGGAUUCUCCCGGCUGGUCAGCACAAUAUUCCGACUUAG
Protopolystoma xenopodis is the source of this 672-nucleotide messenger RNA. The record is from the annotation of a GenBank genome assembly. Lineage: Eukaryota; Metazoa; Platyhelminthes; Monogenea; Polystomatidea; Polystomatidae.